GAUUCGAACGUCCGCAUUGGCCUCGGGCCAGACACCGUGGAUCCAACCCUGCAGAUUACGAAGAGGGCUUGGAGCAUGUCGGCAAAGUGCCAUCACUAUUUGACAGGCAGGUGUCGCAUGGCCGGGCGAACAGGCGAGAUGGGCAUGUGCCUUGCAGAUCAAAUGGUGGCUCUCAAAGGACAUCCUUACAGGUGCAAGGCACCUCCAGUGACCGCAGAAGUAGCGCUGACACGACCGGCCCGGUCGGUGUCCGCACCACUCAAAGCUCGGGAAACUCUGACUUUGAGCACAUGGGGCCGCUUGGGACGGCCAGACAGUUUUGA
Messenger RNA from Symbiodinium natans, 323 nucleotides. The record is from the annotation of a GenBank genome assembly. Lineage: Eukaryota; Dinophyceae; Suessiales; Symbiodiniaceae.